UCUAAGUAUUUUUUUUAAGAUGUCAUUGCAAGACAGGAUUACUAAUAAGAUCCCAUGUCCUCCAUAUAGCUAUCGGGUCGUUAACUGCAGGUUUUUGAAAUUAGUCGAGAUGCAAGCUGACUAGGCACGUGGGUCGUUAACUGCAGGUUCUUGGAAUUAGUCGAGGUGCGCACAAACUGACAAGGCACGUGGAUCGUUAACUACAGAUCCCCAGAAUUAGUCGAUGUGUGCGCAAACUGACUGGGCGCACGUAAAACUGAGUGACAGUAGCUUGGUCCUAUUUUGACUUUCUCUCAAUGAGUUCCAUUACAUUAGCGGCUGUUGGCUCUCACUUAAAGCCCAUCAACAUAAAACCCUCUUUCCCAACAUAUUGGAAACCGAAUUUUUUUAAGAAGGCAACCCAAAUCCCGAACAAACCCAGAUUUCUCUGCCUCCACGGGUUCAGAACGAGUGCCGAAAUCCUCCAGAAACAGCUCCGACGGUGGCCAGAGACAGUUCUCGGAAAAUUGGACCUCGUCUUCAUCGACGGGCCUUUUUUUGCCCAAGGAGAAUCUGGAGUCGAACGCUUCUACAAUCCUCCUUAUUACGAGUGGUUUCAGUUUAGCCAGGAUUACCAGGAGGCUUAUAAUUUUGAAGAAUGUCUUGCUUACAUUGAAGAUUAUAUGGUCAGGAAUGGACCUUUUGAUGGUCUCAUGGGUUUUUCCCAGGGAGCUAUUUUAUCUGCAGCAAUGCCAGGAAUGCAAUUGGAUGGUGUGGCACUCACAAAGGUUCCAAAGAUUAAGUGUGUGAUUAUAAUGUCAGGGGCCAAGUUUGGUGGAUCCAACUUUGGGUCGCCCAAACUGGCUGCUAAUGCAUUUUCAUCUCCUCUCAAGUGCCCUUCCCUCCACAUUAUUGGUGAAGCAGAUUUGUUGAAAGAACAGGGGAUCGAGUUAUUGGAAUCGUUUGUUGAUCCUUUUGUGGUUCAUCAUUCCAAAGGCCACGCAAUAGCAAGACUUGAUGAGAAAGGCCUGAAGACAAUACUUAGCUUCAUUGAAACGAUUGAGAAAAUGCAUCGACAGCUUAAAUGA
Rhododendron vialii is the source of this 1067-nucleotide messenger RNA. RefSeq lists its product as uncharacterized. The coding region runs from base 297 to 1067 and encodes 256 amino acids. The record is from RefSeq and is a predicted model, not a curated record. The transcript has 5 exons. Lineage: Eukaryota; Viridiplantae; Streptophyta; Magnoliopsida; Ericales; Ericaceae.